UGGAGUUGCCGUACUCUCUGACGUCACUUCAGAGCGACAACCAACAAUGGGUCAAAGUCAGAGUGGGGGUCACGGUCCAGGAGGAGGAAAGAAGGAUGACAAGGACAAGAAAAAGAAGUACGAGCCUCCAAUUCCCACCAGAGUUGGCAAGAAAAAGAAGAAGACCAAGGGACCAGAUGCUGCCAGUAAACUACCAUUAGUCACUCCUCACACUCAGUGCCGCCUGAAGCUGCUCAAGCAGGAGCGUAUCAAAGACUACCUAUUGAUGGAGGAAGAGUUCAUCAGAAAUCAGGAGCAGAUGAAGCCUCUGGAAGAGAAACAGGAGGAGGAGAGGUCAAAGGUGGACGACCUGCGGGGGACCCCCAUGUCUGUGGGCACUCUGGAGGAAAUCAUUGAUGACAACCAUGCCAUCGUUUCCACCUCAGUGGGAUCAGAGCACUACGUCAGCAUCCUGUCCUUUGUGGAUAAGGAUCUGCUUGAGCCGGGUUGCUCUGUCCUGCUCAACCACAAGGUUCAUGCUGUGAUUGGCGUGCUGAUGGAUGACACUGAUCCCUUGGUGACAGUGAUGAAGGUGGAGAAGGCCCCACAGGAAACCUACGCUGACAUCGGAGGACUGGACAAUCAGAUCCAGGAGAUCAAGGAGUCAGUGGAGCUGCCUCUCACACAUCCAGAGUAUUAUGAGGAGAUGGGUAUAAAGCCUCCCAAAGGUGUCAUCCUGUACGGACCGCCUGGCACAGGUGAGUGCUUUUAUUAA
Epinephelus lanceolatus (giant grouper) is the source of this 754-nucleotide messenger RNA. The record is from RefSeq and is a predicted model, not a curated record. Lineage: Eukaryota; Metazoa; Chordata; Actinopteri; Perciformes; Serranidae.